Mya arenaria is the source of this 2921-nucleotide messenger RNA. RefSeq lists its product as uncharacterized. Gene Ontology annotation, cellular component: membrane. Lineage: Eukaryota; Metazoa; Mollusca; Bivalvia; Myida; Myidae. Bases 15 to 2783 code for a protein of 922 amino acids. Gene Ontology annotation, molecular function: G protein-coupled receptor activity. Gene Ontology annotation, biological process: cell surface receptor signaling pathway; G protein-coupled receptor signaling pathway. The record is from RefSeq and is a predicted model, not a curated record. The transcript has 3 exons.
AAAAGGAAUCAACGAUGUUCAAGAAUAAAAUCAUUGUUUUCUCGUUCGUAUUGUUCUGGAAAUGUGUUUAUUAUGCAUCGUGCAUUUCAUUCAAUGUCACGGAAAUUGCUAUGUUAAAAGCGGUGCAGACCGGGUUCUGUGGAACGGAAACGGCUUGUAGCAAUUCACUUCCGCCAACGCUAGAGAAGGGCCAGGAGUCGAACCUUCCCACUUUGCCGCUACCGCUUCCCGCUGUUCUACCUGACCGAUGCUGUGACAGGUGCUCGUGCAACAUUACCACGUGUCCGAUCUAUGGCAACUGCUGUGCGGACAUUCUAGAUCAAGUGGACUUUUCCAACUGGAAGUAUUUAACGUGCGAGCAGGCACAGUACAGGACUGGUGACGACAACUACCAGACAGGGAGGCAGCUGUUCAUGUAUACCGCCUGCGACCCGCGCUACACAGGAGCAGACGACAUAGCCCGCUGCGCCAACCGUGACACCUUAAAUGGCAUUUCGAUACGUCGACCGGUCACUGAUUUACUCACAGGCAACACGUACAUCAACCAGUUUUGUGCCCGCUGUAACUUCGCCGAGGAGACGGUCAGUUGGCUACCCUACGUAAAGUGCACGAACGACGCAGAAGCAGUCAAUCUACUUCAAGCCACUAAUGAGGACAUUUUAUCCUUGCUAGAACAAACAGUGUCCUGCAAUAUCGUAUUCGAAAAGCCACCGGGGAAUUUUAACACAUCUUAUUGUUUCAAAUCGACAAAAGACACAUGUAACUUCACCGGUAAUUGGAAACAAUACGAUUCAUUCAUUGACAGAGCAUGUGGAUCUUACCAUUCACCCUUUGAUGGGUACAACAACGUGUUUUGUCACCUCUGCAACGCAUUGGACACCCCGGAACAGUGCACGGGGGCGUCUAUUGUAACACUGUUCCCCUCGUUUUCAACACUUCUGGAUUUCACUGGUGAUGAGACCGACGUCGUGUCCCAGGCUCCUGAUACCAAAUGUCGCUCAAAUCAGUUCUAUGAUCCAGUUAAGGGCGAAUGCCGAGACGUGACAUGCCGGUUUCCGAAGCGAUAUUCCUCUGCCGGGGUUUGUGUAAACAGAGCUCAGACGCUGCGUGGUGUGGCAUACCGGAUCUACAUUAAACUGACACCGAUGACCGCCCUCCACGCUGACACACUGCAGGAAUCAAUCGACCUGGUUCAGGGGGAUAUAACCUUACUUCUAUUGGACCUGUCAUUGUACAGAGCAGUUCGCAACUUCACCAUACUGUUUCUGCCUGAAAACAAUCCUACUACAACAACAACGAUAUCAGAUAUGCCAACACAAGCAACGGAAACAACAUUGUUACCUUUACCACCAAACAUUUACCUAGGCCUACCUGUGAAGUAUGUUUUAGUUCGAGUACAGCUCUAUCUCCAGGCUCCGGAAACUGACCCUCCUUUUAAUGUCAGUUCCUUGGACGAAAUUCUUGCCCUUGAUGGGAAGCCAAUCACCUUUAUAUCAACAUAUACUGACUUUAACAUAACUUUUUUAGUAAAUUUCGAAGACUACUCUAAAACCGACUUCACAAAGGGCCGAUAUGUCAACAUGUCAGACCCUACGACAAUGGAAACCUUAGAAGAACUGUCAAUUUUGUUCCGAAUACAAAAAACAUUUUACGAGUUUUAUGGGAACGAAACGCCGCCUGCACUAACAACGAGAUUUAGUUGCCCAUUGAUAACUUUAACAUUAAACGAGAUAGUUGAUGUAGACGGGAAUGACUAUAUCUUACAUUCAGGGGAAGCCAUAAACGCUAAGUAUGUCUUCAAUAUGGUCACUGACCUAAAUGAUACAGUGUACCAAGUGUGUUUGGAUGAAUACAUCGCAAGACAAAAUCUAACAACAAACGGACCCACAACUCUAACAACAGAAGGCCAAUCGAUCCGCGCUAAUGGCAUUGUCACAAUGGUGUUCACCUGUCUGUCAGUGCUGUGUCUGCUCUUGACGCUUCUAACCUACUGCAUAUUCCCAGAACUCCGGACACAGCCGGGAAUCAACAAUAUUGGGCUCAUACUGAGCCUAAUUCCUGCCCAACUGUUGUUCCAGUUCGGAGCCGGGCAGUAUUCCGUGAUAGCGUCCUGGUCAUGUGUUCUUAUUGGGAUUCUUGGUCAUUUUGCUUGGCUAAUGGUGAUAUUUUGGAUGAACGUCUGUUGUUGGCAUAUGUUCCGAUCAUUUACAAACCUACAAUGGAAAUCAGGGUCUAAAGUGAAAACUACGGCGUUCUAUACACUAUACACUGUCAGUGCUUCCGGUUUGUUUGUAGGUAUAACGGUAGUUACCGAUCAUGUUCGGUCCAAUGGUAGCAGCGUAGGUUAUGGAGACGGCAUAUGCAAUUUGUCAGCGCUUUACUUGAUUGGCUUCACGUUUGCACUGCCCGUAUUUGUUGUCAUCGUUGCAAACUUGGUGUUAUUCCUAAUGGUUAUCGUAAAAAUUAGCCGUCUUCCGUCAAUCAAAUCAUCGACACAAUCAAAUAGAAAUUACUUCAAAAUAUAUGCCAAACUGGCGACACUGACCGGGGUCUCGUGGAUAUUUGGCUUUAUUUUCAUUUUUACGAACGUGGCAGUGUUUGAGUACCUGUUUAUCAUACUAACGAACGGCCAGGGUGUCUUUAUAUUUGUCUCGUUUGUUGCGAAUGCCCGCGUAUAUCGUAUGUACAAUGGUAAAAUAUCUGAAUUCACCCAUUCAUUUUCCGACGCCGACGGCACAAAGAAUACCAAAACCGGAUCGACAGCCAGUAGCUCAAAACUUUAAUGUAUGAAUGGAUUUAAUUUGAAAUACGUUGUUUGAAAUUAAUAAAGUGUAUGAAUCUCGAUAAAUGUGAAAUUUCAUAAACACAAUCAAAAUUCCCAAGUGCAUGAUAAGGCCCGUAUUUUUAUUGACGCAAAGACG